CGCUCAGGCUCCGCCCCCUCGCUCUCUUCGCGGCCGCGCUUGGCCCUUCCUGGGCUCCGUAGCGGCCCCGCCUCUGUCUCUGUCUGUGCCCUCUCGGCCCCCAUACGCCGCGGAGCUCCCGUUGGUGGGUGCAGGAUGGGUCAAAGUCAAAGUGGUGGACAUGGUCCUGGGGGUGGCAAGAAGGAUGACAAGGAUAAGAAGAAGAAAUAUGAACCUCCAGUUCCAACUAGAGUGGGGAAAAAGAAGAAGAAAACAAAGGGACCAGAUGCAGCCAGCAAACUCCCACUGGUGACACCUCACACACAAUGCAGACUCAAAUUGCUGAAAUUAGAGAGAAUUAAAGAUUACCUACUUAUGGAGGAAGAAUUUAUCAGAAAUCAGGAACAGAUGAAACCUUUAGAAGAAAAGCAAGAGGAAGAGAGAUCAAAGGUCGAUGAUCUGAGAGGAACCCCAAUGUCUGUAGGUACCCUGGAGGAGAUUAUUGAUGAUAAUCACGCUAUAGUGUCUACAUCAGUGGGAUCUGAGCACUAUGUCAGUAUUUUGUCUUUUGUGGACAAAGAUCUUCUAGAACCAGGCUGCUCUGUUUUGCUCAAUCAUAAGGUUCAUGCUGUGAUAGGAGUCCUGAUGGAUGACACAGAUCCUUUAGUUACAGUGAUGAAAGUGGAGAAGGCCCCUCAGGAGACUUACGCUGACAUUGGUGGCCUUGACAACCAGAUUCAAGAAAUUAAGGAGUCUGUGGAGCUUCCUCUCACCCAUCCUGAGUAUUAUGAAGAGAUGGGUAUAAAGCCUCCCAAAGGAGUAAUUCUUUAUGGCCCACCUGGCACAGGUAAAACCUUACUAGCCAAAGCAGUGGCAAACCAGACCUCAGCAACCUUUCUGAGAGUUGUUGGCUCCGAGCUUAUACAGAAGUACCUAGGUGAUGGUCCAAAACUUGUCCGUGAAUUGUUCCGCGUAGCUGAGGAGCAUGCUCCAUCAAUCGUCUUUAUUGAUGAAAUAGAUGCCAUUGGUACAAAGAGAUAUGACUCAAAUUCUGGUGGUGAAAGAGAGAUCCAGCGUACGAUGCUGGAGUUGCUGAACCAAUUAGAUGGGUUUGAUUCCCGUGGGGAUGUGAAAGUUAUCAUGGCCACAAACAGAAUAGAAACAUUGGAUCCAGCAUUAAUCAGGCCAGGGCGUAUUGAUAGGAAAAUUGAGUUCCCCUUACCAGAUGAAAAGACCAAGAAGCGCAUCUUUCAGAUCCACACAAGCAGGAUGACUUUGGCAGAUGAUGUAACUUUAGAUGAGCUUAUUAUGGCUAAAGAUGAUCUGUCUGGCGCAGAUAUUAAGGCAAUUUGCACAGAAGCUGGUUUGAUGGCUUUGAGAGAACGCAGAAUGAAAGUAACUAAUGAAGACUUCAAAAAAUCAAAAGAGAAUGUUCUCUAUAAGAAACAAGAAGGCACCCCAGAGGGGCUUUAUCUUUAGAUUAACUAUGUCCACAGAGGGACUCUUCUCAUUUUCAAAAUACACGAAAUGGCAACAGAUGUUUCACAGGCCUCAUCAAUAGAGCAUAAUGUCUUAGCCUCUCCAAGCAUGAUGGAUGGACUGUGUUUAGUUGUAAGUCUAUAAAAUACUUAUUUCUAAAUAAAACAUUUGUUUCAGAAAGA
This is a messenger RNA of Trachemys scripta elegans, 1640 nucleotides long. It is a transcript of the gene PSMC1, whose product is annotated as proteasome 26S subunit, ATPase 1. Gene Ontology annotation, biological process: proteasome-mediated ubiquitin-dependent protein catabolic process. The transcript is spliced from 11 exons. Bases 136 to 1458 code for a protein of 440 amino acids. NCBI's taxonomy places the organism in Eukaryota, Metazoa, Chordata, Testudines, Emydidae. Gene Ontology annotation, molecular function: ATP hydrolysis activity; proteasome-activating activity; ATP binding. Gene Ontology annotation, cellular component: proteasome regulatory particle, base subcomplex. The record is from RefSeq and is a predicted model, not a curated record.